AUGAUUUGGAGCAUUUUAAUGCAUUAAAUCGAUUAAUAAGUGGCCGCAACUCGGUGCAUUCGGUUGCAUAUUGUGUUGUGAAGGUGCUGUAUACUAUAGUAUAGUUCAACAUGAUUUUUUUCCGGCUUAUUGUAUGGAGAAUAAUAGUCUACUUGGAGUUAGACAGGCCCACGAAGGAGCAGGCAAGGUUAGAUCUGUUGAUGAAGAGGAAACCCAAGCCUUUCAAGACCAAGCUCAUCAUAAACGAAACCAUGAACAUGUAUGUGUCUGUUAUGCUCUCGUUAGUGGUAUUUUUACUGGGCCUGUCUAUACCGUUCCACGCCUUGGACGAUCCCUGCGAAGGUUUGAGAAUCGGUGGAUAUCUACUUUCAUACAAGAUUGCUCUGGUCAUCGAGCCGUACACAGGAGCGCUAGAUUAUUUCAUUGUGGUGUUCUCCAUUAUGUUGGUCUACAUAUCAAUUAAGACUGUGUUGGAUGCCAUAAAACAUACGACGAUCAACAUCAGCCCUUGGCUUGAAAGAGGGAAGUACACCUUACCCCCAAAAAGAAGAAAAUCUUUCAUUAUUAAUAUUUCAAGGGGAAAAUAUUAAGGGCGAUGUGAAUAAUGGAGAACAUAAUCAGGACCAAAAUUCUUUCAACAUAAUAAUCAAGCCUAUUUGAAAGAACAAGAGAAAGAGAUUCACCACGAGUUUGAUCUGGGAUUCUUGCAAUUGAGUGAGAUACCUAUAUGGGUUUUUUUUCUGCCAGAAGAUAAAAAUAAGCAUAGAUAAAAACGUAGAAUAGAAAUUAUUUGUGAAGUUUGGACUACCAAAAUUAGAUAGGUUCUAAUAUAGUAACUAAUAAUUAACGAAGGAAGCUUUCAGGCUAAAAGCUUUUUUAUGUUUGAAAGUUUUGAGCGAUAAUAUCUUAUUAUUAUUAAUCGACUUAAAAAAAGACUUCUCAUUU
Ostrinia furnacalis (Asian corn borer) is the source of this 945-nucleotide messenger RNA. RefSeq lists its product as uncharacterized. The transcript is spliced from 2 exons. Lineage: Eukaryota; Metazoa; Arthropoda; Insecta; Lepidoptera; Crambidae. The coding region runs from base 111 to 590 and encodes 159 amino acids. The record is from RefSeq and is a predicted model, not a curated record.